Messenger RNA from Hippopotamus amphibius kiboko, 9611 nucleotides. It is a transcript of the gene SESN3, whose product is annotated as sestrin 3. Gene Ontology annotation, biological process: cellular response to L-leucine; positive regulation of macroautophagy; regulation of response to reactive oxygen species. Gene Ontology annotation, cellular component: nucleus. The transcript has 10 exons. Lineage: Eukaryota; Metazoa; Chordata; Mammalia; Artiodactyla; Hippopotamidae. Bases 343 to 1824 code for a protein of 493 amino acids. Gene Ontology annotation, molecular function: oxidoreductase activity, acting on peroxide as acceptor; L-leucine binding. The record is from RefSeq and is a predicted model, not a curated record.
GCGGCGGCGGCGGCGGCGGCAGCGGUGGCGGCUGCUCGUCCUAGCCUGGCGGGGGCGGGGGUCUGGAGGAUGGGGGCGGGUGGAACAACGGGCCGGUGAGGAGCAGCCGCCGCCGUCUCCGCCGUCGCUUCGGCAGCCGCCGCGGUGAUCGCUUCGGGCAGCCGCUCGCUCUCGGGCCGUCGCCUCCCAUCCCGACAUCCCGCCCGGGGGGGAGGCUGAGGCCGAAGCGCGGCCGGCGGCGGGGGGACGGUCCUGCCCCGCAGCGGUGCGGGCGGCCGCAGUGACAGCCCGGCCCCAGCCUGCCGCCCGCCCUCGCCCUCGCCCUCGGUGCCCGCAGCCGCGAUGAACCGGGGCGGCAGCAGCCCGUCGGCAGCCGCCAACUACCUGCUCUGUACCAACUGCCGGAAAGUGCUGCGGAAGCAGGAUAAAAGAAUCAGAGUAUCUCAACCCUUGACAAGAGGACCAAGUGCCUUUAUUCCAGAGAAGGAAGUUGUCCAAGCAAACACAGUGGAUGAACGUACUAACUUUCUUGUGGAAGAAUACUCUACAUCCGGUCGCCUGGACAACAUCACCCAGGUCAUGAGUCUGCACACGCAGUAUCUGGAGUCCUUCCUGAGGAGCCAGUUCUACAUGCUGCGCAUGGACGGCCCCCUUCCUCUACCGCACCGGCACUACAUCGCCAUCAUGGCUGCAGCUAGACAUCAGUGUUCUUACUUAAUAAACAUGCAUGUGGAUGAAUUUUUAAAGACAGGUGGUAUUGCUGAGUGGUUGAAUGGUUUGGAAUAUGUACCACAAAGACUGAAAAAUCUUAAUGAAAUAAAUAAGCUGUUAGCACACCGACCCUGGCUGAUCACAAAAGAGCACAUUCAGAAACUUGUCAAAACUGGAGAAAAUAAUUGGUCUUUGCCUGAACUGGUACAUGCUGUGGUCCUACUGGCACAUUAUCAUGCUUUGGCAAGCUUUGUUUUUGGUAGUGGCAUCAAUCCAGAAAGAGAUCCAGACAUUUCCAACGGAUUCAGGCUAAUAUCUGUCAACAAUUUCUGUGUGUGUGAUCUCGCUAAUGACAACAACAUAGAGAAUGCAUCCCUUACUGGCAGCAACUUUGGGAUUGUUGAUUCUCUAAGUGAGCUAGAGGCCUUAAUGGAAAGAAUGAAAAGGCUUCAAGAAGAAAGGGAAGAUGAAGAGGCAUCUCAGGAAGAAAUGACCACUCGCUUCGAGAAGGAAAAGAAAGAAAGUCUUUUUGUGGUCUCUGGAGAUACUUUUCAUUCAUUUCCUCAUUCAGAUUUUGAGGAUGACAUGAUUAUAACAUCUGAUGUCUCCCGAUAUAUCGAAGACCCUGGUUUUGGGUAUGAAGACUUUGCCAGACGAGGAGAGGAGCAUUUGCCAACAUUCCGAGCUCAGGACUAUACCUGGGAAAAUCAUGGGUUCUCCCUGGUGAACAGACUUUAUUCUGACAUUGGACAUCUUCUUGACGAGAAGUUCCGCAUGGUCUACAAUCUCACCUAUAACACUAUGGCCACCCAUGAGGAUGUUGACACAGCCAUGCUGCACAGAGCUUUAUUUAACUACGUUCACUGUAUGUUUGGAAUCAGGUAUGAUGACUAUGAUUAUGGAGAAGUUAAUCAAUUACUUGAACGAAGCCUGAAGGUUUACAUUAAGACAGUGACCUGCUACCCUGAGAGGACUACCAAGCGCAUGUAUGAUAGUUACUGGCGUCAGUUCAAACACUCAGAAAAGGUUCAUGUGAAUUUACUUCUAAUGGAAGCACGGAUGCAAGCUGAGCUCCUCUAUGCUCUUCGUGCCAUAACUCGGCAUUUGACCUGAAGCAUCACCCAGGGAAGAUGUCACAUAUGUGUAAAGACCUUUCCACAUAGGAUAUACAUCAGAAGCUGUUUGUGAUGUAGCAUCAAACAUUAUUCAAUUCUCUAGUGUCAAAGUUUUAGCCGUUUUUUGGGGGGCGGCUGUAAUGUGCAAUGAUGUAUUUUCUCUUUCUUGAUGCUUAACGUGACUAACCAUUGCAAAAAUAAUACUGAGGAGCACUACUUGGCAUUGUUUAUAGUUGGAUUUUUGGAUACUGAUCAUAAAUCAUGAACCUGGUUUGUUAACGCUUAACUUCAGUGCUUUGGGGUUUGUGUGUAUGUGUAUUUUUGUUCUUUCCUUUUUUUUUUUUUUUUUUUAAAAAGGAAAAGCGCUUACAAUCUGCUUGAGCAAUUGUUUUUCAGAUAUUGGAACUCAGCAAUGAAUGACCUCCUCUGGCCAUUCUAGAAUUUUAACGUUGUGUCCUAAAUCUGGUGGAGGAGAAGCACGCGCUGUUGAACUAAGCUGCUCACAGGACACUCGUCUGUGUCCCCAGGAGAUUAUUUGUCAGGCACUGUUUAUGUUUUUUUGUUUAUUUGUUUUUGUUUUUUUCUUUUUUACUGCUAUUGGCGAUAACAUGAAAUGUGAUACAGCCAUUGUCCAUAAUUUAAUGUGAAAUUGAUCAUGAUGAAUUCUAUAGCAUGCUACUGAAAUGCCAAAUUCAGCUAGUUUCAUUCUCUUCUGAAACAGAAGUUUGCGUUCUCCAUAUCAGAUAGACACAUGAAAAGUGGACUUAUGCACAAUCCUUUCCAUCACUGACAGUGAUCCUCAGUCAUCAGAAGUAAUCAGUGCUCACACAGCUGCUUAUAUAGUUCAUGUAGUUGGCACAUAUAAACAUGUACCCACACAAGACUGACCAAAAAUUUUCUUUGCACAUUUUUCUUUUCUCAUAGUGUUUUCUAUAUUGCAGUAAGCAGAGGAAGGUUAAUAUACCUAUAUUUUUUUUCCUGUUAGGCUUUUAGAACUUAUUUUCCAUGGUUUUUCUUGUGAUAGGCUAAACAGUUUAUUAUUCGAAGGUAAACAUUGUGUUUCUAUGCAUUAAUGUCAUUGAACAACAACAACAAAAGAGUGCAAUAUGUUAAAGAAAAAUACUCAACGAACUCGCCCCCUGUUAUGUCACUGCAGAAGUGUCCUUUUAACACAGAGCAGGAAAGAAAUUGGUUCAGAUUUCUUUAUCGCACAAGGCUUCUGCCUUCCUGGGGUCGAACAGUGUUCCUUUCACAAUGCCAAAGCAUCCCCUUCCCCAGGAAAAUCUCUUUGGACAACUGGUUAAAAAAAGAUCUCAAGUCUUAAGGGAGGAAAAAGCAUCCCCAGAGUCACACUUUUGCAUUGGUUUAUGUCGCUUGAUUAGACUAUCUUUACAGAGCACAACAUUAUGUGUUUAUAGCUUUAAUUUGUAUUAUGUUAAUGAACCAGUGAAGUGCCUAAAGAGAUGCUUACAGCUAUCCAGUAGGACACGACUGCACUGCUUAAACACUUUUUGGUUAACUAAGGGUGACUUGAAUUUUACACAAACAUGCUAAUUUUUUAAAACAGAUCCAUUUUUUCAUAGUGAAUAAGAGAGUUAAAAUUUUCCAUUAGCGUUCCCACAAAGACUUCAUUUUAGACUGACUGACUUGUUAUCUAGGACUUACUUUUUUUCUCUCAUGAAAGAAUUGUGGACUCGUUUUCUGUUCAGUCAUUUUCCCCUUCCGUUUAUCAUCCUUUUCUGGUACAAUCCAUUAGGCUGCUUUCUUUUAGGCUUUGUUCUAGAUAAGAAGAUAGAAAGGUGACUGUAAACCUAUGAAUAUAAGAUAGUUCUGCAUAUUUAGAUUCCAAGAUUUUGUUCGAAAUCUUCCAUGUGAGGAAAAAAAUCGCUAAUAUUUUUUAAGACAGGGUGGUUUAUUUAAAGAGAUUAUUCAAAGAACUUGUGCCAGAUCUAGUCUGUUUUGUCUACUGCAUAUACCAUAUGUUGAUUUUACUACAUAUCACAUUGUAUAGAUGUGUAUUAACUACAAAGAAAGUAUUUAGGAGAAUGGCAAAUCAUGAAUGACAACAUGCAUGUCCAUUUGACUUCCCUAAUUUUAAAACUUUCAAGUUGAGGCUAUCCUUUGCUCUUGACAUUUUUUUCCUUUUUAUUAGAAUUCUUUCAGUUACUAUCCCCAUGUUUUUGUGCAGGUGACCUGUAUUACAGGAUGAAAAAUGAUUUUUAUAUAUUGAAAAGGAGGAGAAGUUCUCACAGAACAUCAUAUGAGCUUUAGACCAAAAUGGGAACCAAGGUUUAAGUAACUAAAAUGGCCACUUAGUUUUUGUUUUUGUGUUUUUCUCCCCCAGAAAUGUAAGUAGUUGGAGUUUGGGUUAUGGAAAUAUUAGUGCCUUUACUAGAUCUCUUUCCUAGCAAGGUUUCUUUUUAGCUCAGCAUCGAUCUGUCUCAUACUAAUCAGGAAAAUCAGUUGACUUGGAACUAUAAUCAAAAGCAAAACAAUAUAUUUAUAAACCUCACUGAAUCAGCCUAGAAAAAUUGACUUUGAAGGUGCCAAUGCACCUGCCAAGAUGCAGCACGCACAGCCUUCCAGGUUGUAAAAUCCAUUGUACAGUGAGUGUGCUGUGAACUUCAGCUAAUGCAAACUUGAAAUUCUGAUGCGGUUUUCCAGGGUGGUAUUUUUUCAGAGUAUUGAAUUUACUAUGUAGUAAUUUAUAGUAUAGCUUUUUAUAUUAAAAUGUGAUAUUUUUAAAAGAGAUAUCUGGUUCAAUUGGUGUAAUGAUGUGACUAUACGAUCUGCUAACCUACCCCUUGGGCUCACAUUGUGCCAAACUGAAAUGUGCAGGUGUACGUGAAAAAAAGCACAUGUGAAUGUGAAGUCUCUAACUCCGUUGCUUGUUAUUUUCAAAUUAGUCUAAUAAUCCACUGAUGUAUAUGCUUAAAGGAUAUCCAUUUCCUUUUGAAUUUCAAGUUUUCCCACUUCAGUUAUAAUUCUCAAUUUGUCAGAUCACCUUAAGAAAAUCCAAAUACUCUCCUCUCUGAAAGUAAAUCUUGAACCCAAACCCUUGACUGCGGGAGGGGCCAGGCAGGUGCCUCCUUGGAGCCUUCAGAUUAGGCUUCCUCAGAUGGACUUGUGAUCAUUAGAGGCAAACAGGCUUUUGAGAUGGGACAACUUAUUAUUUCUUCCCCUUUUUGAACUAAGGAUACUGUCUCAAUCUCAGGAAGAAUCUUUGUCCCAUUUGGGGUACUUUUUAAAUAAAGAGUGGCUAUUGUGGAAUCUGGGGCAUGGCCUUGGCCUGUAAUUAUGAUUUUAAACCCAAAUAAUAAUGACAGAACAACCGAGGACUGUCUUAGAACAGAACAUUCAAUGUCAGCUUUAUAUCAAAAUUGUAUUUGAACCAGAGCCCCUACUUUAAUUGUGUUAUAAAGUCCCUUAUAAAUUUUAAAUGCUUCUAAAAACUAGUUAACAUUAUUCCUGAGCAACUUUUUCCCCCACAUUAUAGAGUUUUUAAAUCCAAAAUCUUAUAUUUUUAUGCCGCAGGAAAAUGAAAUUAUCAGCCAACAAUUAAAGAUCUGUACUUAAAAAUGGUUCACCACUUUAGUGCAGAGUGCAUGCUUAUGGUGGUGAGAUUCUUUUAAACUCUAAGGACAAUUCAUCAGGGAAAAAAAUAAAUUUCAGUGCAUGUUAUAAAAAUGAUUUGCACUGUGCUAGUAAAAUGAGGUUUUCAUUUUAUGUUGUGUUUUAAAAACAAUUCUAAAUCAUUCCUCUGGAAAGCAAGACCUUAAACUCUUCUCUUUAUCUAUGGGGACUUUUUCUUCUUUUAUGCAAAUAGAUGGUCUUGCAAGGAGUGAAAAUUAUGCAACAAUAACGUUAUAUAAAUAGUAUAUGAAAUUUGCUAAUAGUAUAAUUCAACAGCAAACUGAAAGGUUUGUGGCUCCUCUAUUCAGAUCAAGUUUUAAGUUACCUGAUUUCAUAGUCAGAACCUAUUCUAGGUGGCCAUCAUCAUCAACUGUUUCCCGAUUAUAUCCCUCUGGAGACUGAGAAUCAAAUGAAAUAAUCUUUCCUUAAAACAGUACUGUAACAUGAAUGUAUUCCUCUCAGUCAACAGAACUUCAGUGCCGCCUGUAUGUGGAGCUUGCUUCCAUGCUAAUUUGGCUUCAUUAGUAGUGUCCGCUCAGGUGAGACCUAGAAAAAAAAUUAGCUGGGGUGAAGUGGAUCAUAGAGGUAGAGGUACCUGUCAAGGCAGAGCCCUGUGAGGAAGGAAAAGUCCUUCAAAGAACACAUGGACCAUAACUCUAAGAGCAUGGCUGCCCUCAGCAUCACACACCUAAUCUAAAGGAGCACUUCCUGUUGCGGGAGCUCCUGCCUACGUUCAGCGCCCCCUUUCCUGCCUGCUUUCUCUUCCUUCAAGUGCCUCGACCUCUACCAAGCUCACUCUCCUCCCCUCCCCUCAGCCCAUCUUGGUCUGAACGCCUUUUCACAAUCCAAACCAAACCUCACCAGCCACCUGCUGAUCGUCACCAGCAUUUACUUUUCCCAGUUACUUUUUCUCCAUCCAUGAAGAAUACGACUUGUCCCAACUCCCACGAUAUCCCUGAACCUAGCUAUAUUUUGACUAACCUUUGCCCUAGACACCCUAACAGAUCUUACGCAGCACCACAUGUAAUCUCGUCCAUCCCAUACUAUUCUACCCUUUCCCAGCUGCCAAAAUAUCUUGCUCUCCUCUACCUCAUCCCCAAAGAGCCUAUAAACUCAGAGUAUCCAACCUUUUCAUGGAUUUACUCUCUGUUGUUCAGUAAUACUACUUCCAUAUUUUAAAUAAAUCAUAGAAGAUUUUUGCCUUCUAUCAAAGUAGGAAUCUUUAUAUUUAUACAUGAUACGGAAAUUGAACUAUUUCUACCAUGCAUAAUUUAGCAUUUAGCAGGAUUUUGAAGUGAAUGAAUUGCCAUCUUAACCUGGAUCUAUAUUUGGUAAUAAAUACCUGCGUUAGUCCAAGUUAUUUGAAUGUAAAGUGAAAAUUCUCCAGCAAUCCAGAUUGAUUUGUAACCUAUCAGUGGAACAGGAGGUUUCUGGCAUACAAAUGGGUGAUGUUCCAGACAUUUGUUUUAUUGGUGUCAUUUGGGCCUUGAAACACAUUUCCAAUAGAAGGACAUAUGAUAAAGGAUGUUUAGGUGGUCCUAUUGGAUCAUAAAAAAACCAUUUGAUUUAUAAUAUAGAUAAAAUACCACAAAAUUGGCUACGUGAGGGUUUGAUCAAGCUUCCCUAGGUUAGACUAAGCUUCUAACCCCUAUUCCUACCCUGUUCUCACUGGGGAAAAUGAGCUAUGGGAUGAGAAGGAAAUGCACUGCCUUCGCAGUCCUUAUAACCAUGGCUGCAUUUCCAGUAUAUCCAGACAGUAUCAUUAAGGACGAGGAAAUGCACAGAAGAGGAAGAAGCAGCAGUUCUUCCUCUCUAGCCAGUGCCUACUCAGUGUGGUCAAUAGAUGAACACUGUCAGGUUUCUAACCUGGGGCGUGUUUAUCUAUAGAUGGUUGUCUGACCUGAAGACAAACCCCACCCUGUUUGAAAGUACAGAUUAUUAUGACCUACAGUGGUAUUUGGAUGGCCUUCCACGUCCCUUCAUGAACAACCCCACCUGAUAAUAGAGUCUAGUAAAUACCUUUUAGGGCCCAGAAAUGAAUAGAUGCCUAGUUAAGAAAUGAGACUUGAAUAAUGGAGACUGAAGGGAUGGUUUUUAUUAAAUCAUAUGUCAGUAAGUGUUCUUUCUAGCUUUAUAUUUAAUUAUGACUGCACCACCAUGAAAUGAAGUCCAGAGUUGAAAAAGAAGGACUAUGGGGGUGGGGGGGGGGGUGAAUAUCUGAUUCUUUUCAGUGCUUGUGGAAAUCUGAAAUAAUGAAAUGCCUACUAUAAAAUAGCCAUUAGAACAAACACCCCAUUUUACAGCUCGUAGGACAACAUCAAACGUUAGUAAGUCUAAAUAUGAUAAAUGUAAGUUUUGGUAUAGAGGUUCGCUAAAACAGUCUAUUUUCUUGCACCCCUCAGUUUAACCUCUUAAAAACGAAUGUAUAAUUUUAACAGAAAGAAUAUGAAAAGGAGGGAGACUCUCUAGUCUUUAAUGCUAAAUAGUGUUUAUGAAUUCUGAUUAGCUUAAGUGUAUGCAUCAUGACACUGAGUGAAACUGAUUAUACAUCUCUUUCUUAAGUUAAUCAGUCUUUACAAAUUGUCAACUGACUCCCAAAUCUCAUAAGGAAGGAUCAAAAAAUAGGAUAAAGAAAAAUGCAUUAGUCGGGUAGCCAAGAAAUUUCCUUUGUAAUGUUGACAGUAUUUUUCUCCUUUCUGAAUUUCACUGGUUCUCUGAAAUAAAGGGUAAGCGUUAAAUGGUACCCUUGUUCAUCAAGGAAAGAAAGUCAUCCCAACUCUAUAUCUAGUCCAGAUAUUUCCUUUACAUCCAUAUAUCUUCCCUGGAGAGAAAAUACAAUUUUUCCCUUCCUCUUUCUCUUCACAUUUACUCUUUUCAAUCUGAUAAGAUAGAUACAGAGAGCAAACCACAAGCCACUUUGGCAUCUUCUCCAUGCUAAUAGAAUACUCACAGGCACAUGCACAGUUGGAGCAAGGUUACAAAGAACCCUGUCAGGUCAACUUGGAACAUGGCCUUGCUACUUGGAUUAGCUCCUUCAAACCUGAAAGUAACUUUCCUGGUCAUGGAAGAACUGGAUGUAUCCUUUAGCUUAUGAAAUAGGAUUUGAACUUGAAAUCUCUUUUUUUUUAAAAACCUGAUUUUGCAGGGCAGCUACAUCAUGAAUGUAUAUAUUAAGACUUUGUAGCUGAAUUGCACACGAAAUCAGAUUGCCAACUUCUUAUCUUUCAAUUUUAGACAUCAUUUUAUUCUUAAGUUGUGAGUGAUAUAUGUAGCAUGCUGUGAAACGUCUGUUAUAGUUCUUUAAUUCAUCAGUAUUAAUACAGAAUUAUCUUUUGCGUUCCUUGGUACUUUUUAUUCCAUGUAAUCAGAAGCUGUGAUGUUUUGCCUUUGUAGUCCUGUGCUUUGUUACUGUAAUUUUUUUUUACGAAGCACGUGACUUUGGACUAAUGUGAGGCGGAUGACAUGAUCUUUAAGACUGCUAUAUAUCUAUCAGUCUCUUACUAUAUAAGGUUUUCAAUUAGAAUAAGCGUUUAUCAAAUAGAUCAUUGAUGCAAUUUAGGAUUCACACAAUCUUCAGUGUCAAAUGGUGGUCUUACAUUUAUAGUUUCAAUUCUGAAAAUAGCAAACUUGAUAAACAGCCAUUUUAAACUUGUUCUGGCAAAUCAGACCCUGCUGUAGACGUAGUCUAAGUUAGUUAACCAUAUAAGCUUUUUCAACUAUUAUGCCCUCUACAUAAGUCAGCAGUUAAGGAGAUUAUAGAACCCAUGAAAGCUUUUUGUAUGUAUAACUAGGUUUUAUUUUUCUUAUGUUGCUGAUUUUACAAUUCUGACUAAAGCUGACCUGAAUGGAUCAGUUUAUGUGUAAUAUUCUAGUGCUUUAAUGCCUCUUUUUUUUUUUUUUUUUGGAGGGAUGGGUAAUAUUAUUUGAACAGAUGCAGAAGGAACUGUUGGUGAGUCAAGGCAAACACAUUUGAAAUAAAGGAACUGUGUAUUAACAUGUUAACAAUUCAUAACUGCACUUUUUAUGACAUUUUGAAAAUCUAUUUAUAGGUACAGAACAAUGGGUUUUGUUAAACUGUAUCACAUUUAUACUUGCAGAAAUUUAUUUCAUUGUUAUUAGUAGGAAUUUUAUUGGUUCAAUAAAAUUGGCAAA